Messenger RNA from Pneumocystis jirovecii RU7, 1359 nucleotides. RefSeq lists its product as uncharacterized. NCBI's taxonomy places the organism in Eukaryota, Fungi, Ascomycota, Pneumocystomycetes, Pneumocystales, Pneumocystaceae. The transcript has 6 exons. The record is from RefSeq and is a predicted model, not a curated record. The coding region runs from base 1 to 1359 and encodes 452 amino acids. Gene Ontology annotation, biological process: proteasome-mediated ubiquitin-dependent protein catabolic process. Gene Ontology annotation, molecular function: ubiquitin binding. Gene Ontology annotation, cellular component: nucleus.
AUGGAUGAUGUAAUCUCUCAAUUUUGCUCUGUUACUUGUGCAAGUUUGGAAGAAGCAAAAUGUUAUUUAGAUUUGUCAUCUAUGAAUCUUGAACAAGCAAUUAUUUUGUAUUUUGAAUUGAAAAAUGCAGAGGAAAAGUUAGAAGUGCCUAUGAAAUCGGAUGAUUUUGAAGAUAAUGCUAUACACGGUCGGAUUAGAAAAAAUACAGAAAAGUCUUUAUUUCAGUCUCAGAAUGAUUUGAAAAGUAGUGAUAUUAAUGGUUCUAUUUCAGAGGCUCGGAAUUAUUUCGAAGGAUCGAAUAUGUCUGAAUCUAUAUUGAAAUAUACACAAUUUUAUUCAAAUAAAGCAAAAAAAAGCGUUUUUGAUCAAUCUUUUUCGUCUCUUUGGGAAGAUACCGAUUCUUUUGCAACACCUGAAGAGCGUUCAAAGAAAAGUCGACUAGCAUAUCUCUUUAGGCCUCCAUUUGAUAUUAUGAAAAAUAUAGACUUAGAGACUGCUCAAGAACAAGCCAAAGAUGAUAUGUUGUGGGUAAUGGUAAAUUUGCAAGAUAAUACGGAUUUUUCAUGUCAAAAACUAAAUAGAGAUUUAUGGAAAGAUCAAAGGGUAAAAGAUAUUGUUCUUGGAAAUUUUAUUUUUUUACAAUAUACCGCGGUUUCACCAGAUGGUAUAUUGUACCAACAGUUUUAUCCUAUAAAAGAAUAUCCUCACAUUGCUAUUAUUGAUCCAAGAACCGGUGAGAGGGUGAAAGUGUUGAGUAAUUCUGCAAUGGAACCAGAUAGUUUUCUUAUGGAAUUACAUGAUUUUCUUGAAAAAUAUUCUUUAGAUUCGAAUUUUAAGAAUCCUGUUAUUCAAAAAUCUACAAUAAGAAGGAUAGAAGAUAUGACAGAGGUUGAGCAAGUUGAUGCUGCAUUAAUUGAAUCAAUAAAAGAAAGAAAAAGUAAUAGUGAUAAAAAGAUUUCUUGUGGAAAAGAAGUUAUUUUAAUUCCAGAUGAUGAUAUAGAUAUUAAUUAUGAUGGUUAUCUUCUUUAUUUUAUUAUUUUGAAUCUAAUUUUGCAAGAUACUCAAAGUUCACCAUCUUUGUUCAAAAACAUUCCUGCAAUAGCCCCUCCUGAACCAGUUAUAGCAUCUUUUGCUACUACUUAUAUUCAGUUUCGAUUCCCAGAUGGAUCAAAAAAAGUUCGAUUAUUUAAUUUAUCAGAUAAGAUUUCUCGGUUAUUUGAAUAUAUUAAGUCAGAAUUACCAUUAAAUACUAGAAAGUUUGAACUUAUGUUUAAUCGAGUAAAACUCAUUAAUGAGCUUAAUCAAACUCUUAAUGAUUUAAAACUCAAAAAUGUCAAUAUUACUGUUGAAUUUGCAUAA